AUGGCAUCGUCUUUGAAAUCUAUAGAAGAUGAAUCAAGACCGUCUGCCUCGCAGAGCUCAUCAGAUACCAACGUAUUUGAAGAGGUUGAAGCUGAAGACUCGCGGCAAUCUUUCGAGUCGAGAACCUCGGCUAGACUCGAAAAGCUCACGGGCACUAAAGAGAAGAAAGUUACCGAUGGUGUCUGGCAGUCGUACUACCAUUGCUUGGUUGCACUCGUGAUGGCCACUGACAUUCGUUACUGGACCCCUGACUGGUACCAGAAUGCACCCACUCAAGGCUACUGCUACGCUCUCAUCGCAUAUUCGAUUCUACAAUCGUGGUUGGACACGGUCUUCUGUGGCCGUAACUUACUCUACCUGAUAGAAGCCGUCUUUGACCAAGCCCCCUGGCUCCGAUGUGCCUCAGGACUGGGCGCGAAGUGCCUGGUCGUGACUAGCGAGACUAAGCUGUCCAAAGACUGCAAAGUUGACAAAAAUACCACUCUGUUCUCGUGCCCGGACCGAGGGACCUUCGACUUCUCGGCUCAGCAUUGGUUCAAAUCUCGCUACAAGGUGAAUUCCAGCACCGGUCGUCCGCCUCUGGACACACAGUGGAAGCUCGUUCUGUGCUCCAUUGCUCACUGGCUGAUCGUGGCGUUGAGCGCCGCGCGAACCAUCUACAAGUUCGGGACGGCGAUAUACUGCAUAGCCAUUACCGUGCUGGUCUUCAUGCUGCUCGAAUUAAUCUACAUCCUGUACAAGGUGGACUUGACCGCUCUAAUACGAAUAGCAUUCGGACCCACGCGUCUCGCGGACUUUGUGAACAAAGAGUUUUGGGCUGUUGCAUACAUCGGGACGAUAUGGCGUGCCCACGUGACGACGCCGCCUCUGACGAUGAGCUUCGUAGCUCGAGUAGACUCGAAGUUCAGCAUUGCUUGGUGCGCAAUUAUUGUCAGCUUCGCUACCUUCUGUCUCGUCUUGUUUAAAACCACCACCCGCGGAGCGCUGAGGCGUCUGAUUGCCGACGCGUUGAACGUCGACCCUGAUCUUCUAACGCUGAACAGCGGAAGCAGUGGACUGGCCCUGAUACCCCAGCACCUUGGCACAUUGCCGAUGCCACUUAUGUGGACGUUUUAUUGGUUCGCGAUGCGAUACGCCGUUCUUUGGCUCCAGUCCACGAUGGUGGUUGAGGCUAUUCUUGAGAACUUCUUCCUGAAGAACAACGUCAGGAAGGAAUUUCGCAUUUACUUUAUCGGUCUGUACUGCGUCACGGCCUGCAUCAUCAACGUCGUCAUCGUCAUUGAGCAAUCCGCCUUGCCAUCAUUGAACCUCAUCUACUCCAGCAUCAUCUUUACUGGUUUUACCUUCAUGCCGUUGGUGGAAUCGAUUUUUAUUCUACUCAUUUACGGUCUCGGUGUCUUCAUCGACGACGUUCACUUCAUGUACGGAUCCCCGCCAUCGUUCUUCUGGCGUUUCUGUUGGAAACUUCUUCCCUUCAUGUUGCUGUCACUGUACGUGGCCUCUCUUGUCACGGAAUUAAAAAAUGGCGUUACAUCACUCGGCACACCCUUCUUGCUGCUGAAAGCAGCUUUGAUCGCAAUAAUUCCGAUAUUUGCAGUGAAGCAAAUUAUGUACGCUGUGUACACCGAGAAUCUGACGUACCUAUUCAAUCCCGUCUUUGACUGGGGUCCCCGUGACAAGGAGGUGCGCAAGGCGAGGAAGCAAUUCAAUCCAAAAACUGAUAUCCGUUCUCAGCCGGAACGCACCGUCAAUUACGUGAAACCUCGAAGCUCGAUACGUGCAUUGAGCAUAGAAUAGAACCUUUUCAUCAUCGCAAUUAUCAUCUUCCCCAG
This is a messenger RNA of Neodiprion virginianus, 1832 nucleotides long. RefSeq names its product sodium- and chloride-dependent glycine transporter 2-like. Gene Ontology annotation, biological process: sodium ion transmembrane transport. Gene Ontology annotation, cellular component: membrane. Bases 1 to 1797 code for a protein of 598 amino acids. Lineage: Eukaryota; Metazoa; Arthropoda; Insecta; Hymenoptera; Diprionidae. The record is from RefSeq and is a predicted model, not a curated record. The transcript has 11 exons.